GAGUGGACUGCAGAAACGCCUGCUGAAGAGAUUCAAACUGGCUACAGAGGUAGAAGAUUUUUGCAUGCAGAAAUGCCACAUUGGCUAGAAAACUGUAGAAAGCAGAGUCCUGUGAGUUAUUUCAGCAGUGAGAAAAAGAGAAGAAACAAAAUCUAGAAUUGAGAUAACAAGAGAAUUAACUGUUAGAAUACAAACAGAACCAAAGGAAAUACAGGAAAAGAGAAACAGCGAAGUGAUACUAAGCUGUGAACAAAACACUGUGCCAAGAUGGAAGUGUACACUGUGACAAUAGCAACUGGUACAUCAGAGUAUUCAGGCACCAACAACUAUAUCUUUGUGACCCUGGUGGGGGAGAAAGGGGAGAGUGAGCGCACCCUGCUGGACAACCCUGGACUGGAUUUCUGUCGAGGAGCAGUGGAUCAGUACAAGGUGACCAGCCCUUCACCUUUAGGUUCAGUGUUAUUGGUCAAACUGGAAAAACAGAAGUACUGGGUGGAAGAUAACUGGUUCUGUCAGUAUGUCAAAGUGGAGCCCCCAAGUGGAGGCAAAGUGCUGACUUUCCCAUGUUACCGAUGGCUCAUAGGAGACAUCACGGUGGUCUUAAGAGAGGGAACAGCAAAGACACAGAUGGAUGACGCCUUACCUCAGCUGCUGGCCCACAGGAAGACAGAGCUGCAGGAGAGACAGAAGAUUUACAGAUGGGUAACAUGGGCUCCAGGGAUCCCCAGAUGUAUUGAAGCCAAAACAGAAGCAGAUUUGCCCCAAGAUGCCCGCUUUGACAAUGAGAAGAGGAGCGACUUUGAACAUUCUUUGCAAUAUGCCUUGCUGGAGUUGUCUCUGAAGAAGCUAGCCAUCAGGUUUGGGAAGUCUUGGAAUGACCUGGAUGAUUUCAAACGGAUCUUUUGGAAGCUGCGAAGCCCCAUAGCUGAGUAUUGUAUGGAGCACUGGAAGGAGGACUGGUUCUUUGGUUACCAGUGUCUGAAUGGCUCCAACCCAAGGAUGAUCCGGAGGUGCAUGAAGCUCCCAGAGAACUUACCUGUCACACCAGACAUGGUGCAGAGCUCCAUGGCUGCAGGAACCAACCUGGACAAGGAACUUAAGGCAGGGAAUAUAUACUUGCUAGACUAUGCCAUUAUGGAUGGGAUUCCUUCCAACACAAUCAAGGGUAAACCUCAGUACAUCGCUGCUCCACUCUGUCUGCUGUACCAACAUCCAAAUGAAGGACUCAUACCAAUUGCUAUACAGCUUGAGCAGAAUCCAGGUCUGGACACCCCUAUAUUUUUGCCCAGAGACCCACCUCUGGCUUGGCUGUUGGCUAAGAUGUGGGUACGUCACGCUGAAUUCCAGGUGUUCCAGCUGCUGUCUCACCUACUUAGGACCCACCUCGUGGUAGAGGUGUUUUGUGUGGCUACUCUGCGACAGCUGCCUGCUGUACACCCUAUAUAUAAACUCCUGGCUCCCCAUCUGCGCUACACUCUGGAGAUCAACUGUAGAGGGCGCACUCAGCUCAUCUCUGCUAAUGGCAUCUUCAAACGGGUUGUGUCCACAGGGGGUGAUGGCCUGUUGAUUCUGGCCCAGAGGGAGUACAAGGUGCUCACCUAUCACUCCCUUCAGCCCCAGUCUGAUUUUACUGACAGAGGAGUGUCCCAGCUGCCAAACUAUUUCUACAGAGAACACAGUCUGAUGCUGUGGGAGGCCAUACACAGUUUUGUCUCUGGUAUGGUGAGCCUCUACUACCAGUCAGAUCAAGACGUGCAGGGGGACCUGGAGCUCCAAGCUUGGAUCAGAGACAUAUCACAGGAAGGCUUCACAGAGUGUCCCAACUUUGGUCUGUCCAGUAAGCUAAGCAGCAGAGAGGAACUCUCCACCCUGCUGACAGUGGCCAUCUUCACCAGCACAGUCCAGCAUGCUGCAACGAAUAACGGACAGUUUGACUGGUGUGCCUGGGUUCCCAACACUCCCUGCACCAUGACUCCCCCACCAACAGACAAAGAUUCUGUGAGCAUGGAGAUGAUCAUAGCCAGCCUUCCUGAUGUCAGUCAGUCCUGUGUGCAAAUGGCUAUCACAUGGCAUCUGGGACGAGCCCAACCAGACGCAAUUCCCAUGGGCCAGUACAGUGAGGAGCACUUCACUGAGGAGCAAGCCCUGGAGCUGAUUGAGAGGUUCAGAAUGGAACUGAAGGAGAUCGAGGGCCACAUCCUGAGUCAGAAUGAAGGAUUGCAGCUGCAGUACCUUGUCCUCCUGCCCAGCCGUAUAGAAAACAGCAUCACUAUAUAGAAAUACAGACUGUUUCUUGCAGAACCACUCUCUCUGGUGCAGACCUGACACUUCUGAGAUUUGUUGUUACUUUCACAUCAAAUGAUUUUUUACGCUGGUCUUAGGAGAGGGCUGCUGAGGGCUCAGGGGUUUGGUGGUUAGCACUGUCGCCUUGCAGCUCGAAGAUCCCCGGUUCACGUCCCCGUCUUCUCACAAUCUUUCUACAUGGAGUUUGCAUGUUCUCCCUGUGCAUGUGUGGGUUUUCUCUGGGUUCUCUGGCUUCCUCCCAUAGCAAGCAGUUGGUAACAGUAGGAAGGAAACAAACAAAAAAAAAUCUUUAACAGGGAGGAAAAUAAUCCCCUCAUCAGUACAAAAAACAGAGAAAAUGAGCAAGUGAACCAGUACAGGGUCUCACAGUUGUCAUGAUGAUGUCCAUCAAAUGCUUAGAAUCAGCAGCUGAAGUGCAGUCAGUUGAGAUUAGAAUAAAGACAAAUUUCAGUUGGAAACACUGUACAGGCAGACUGAACCAAGCUGAAAGAAAUGAAUAAUUUAAUUGAAGGACUAGCCUUAAAACACAAUUGGAUACUGGCAAAAAUCAGAGCUACAUCCACUUGCAAAGCACAGCAGUAUGCAAGAAUAAAUCAACACACUAAUCCACAACUUUUAAAUGCUUAAACAAGACUACUUUUUCACUGAGUUCCAGUGGGUAGUUAGUACUACCACAAUCAAAUAAUUCAAGCACUUGUGAUUAGAGGUAGAAUUAACUUAGUCCUAAAAACAUCAAACACUGAUCUGUUUCCACACAGUGUCCCUUUAGUUCCUGAUGAUGACAUUUAAACCCUAAAGCAGAAGUCAGUGACCAGAGAACGGGUGAAUCAAAACCCAUCAUCUUUCUGUUUGAACACUGCUGGGAGCUCUUCAGUCCAUCAGAUGGCACUAGUGCACCAGAUACUCCUGUAAAAACACACAUGAGUACAGAUGAAAGCUUGGUAUCCAUUGAUUAAACAAUAAAUAUUACACUGAUUAAGGGUUUUAAAUCAUUAUCGCCUCAUAAAUGUAACUUUUGCACAUGAUCUAUUCCAAACUGCAGUAUGUGACUUCAUUCUCAAAUGAACAACAUUUCAUUUGGAGAUUGACAUUUUCAGGUCCAUCAUUACAAAUUUCCCAGGCAAAGUAUCACAUAUUGCUGGUUUUGUCCAACAUAUUUGUGUGGUGGAACAAACAGUUGAGGUGUUCAUCAGUUUCAGGUGGUGUAAAGUCAAUCUCAACCCUGUCAUUGAAUUUGGCAUUGCUGCAUUGAUGCAAGAGUGUGAAGUGUGAUGGGGUUCUGACAUUAAAUAAUACAGUGUCAUACAGCAACAGCACUAAUCCUGUCUCUCAAAUGUUACCAUCACAACUUUUGUGAUCAGAGACAAUGACUACAUACUGUAGCAUUGCAUGAUCUGUUACUCAAAGUAACUUUGCCAGAUCACAUUUUAGUCUCUUAGAGGAACUAAAACUCACUCCAACACAACGGAAAUUGUUGCAAACAGGCCUGUUUUCACGUUUCAAAUUGAUCCUUUUUCUCCCAUCCGUCAUUCACAUUUUCGCUGACUCGUUCAGUAAGUCAAUAACCUUAAAAUGAAAACAUAAAUAAAAAAUAAAAAUCCAGAAGCUGAAUGGAAGAACUCACCUUCUGUUUGUUGAGCUUCAUUUGGCAGCAGGAGAAUGCUCCGAACAGGAUGUAGAUAGCUGCUGCUAUGAAGCAGUUGUAGCCCACCUUGUUGUACAAUUCAUAGAUCCUCUGAGGGGGGUUCGGACUAAGGGGACAGACAACAAAAACUCCAGUCUGAAAAAAGGUACAUAUCUCACAAAAACAAUUUAAUUUUACCAAAGGCAGCUGAUGCUUCCUUUGUUGCUGACAUUUCAAGCAAGAGUUCAGAAAUUGUGGAAAUUGCUUGGGUUCUCUCUCGAUUAAGAUAUCGGCACGAUUAGCCUAACUUAGCAUAAAGAUCGGAAGAAGGAUGAAUGGCAAGCCUACCCUGGAACCCAACAGGGGUCAUGAGUUUGAUUCUACUGGUUGGCUGGGGUCCAUUUUUACACGGAGAUUGCAUGCUCUCCCGUUGCCUUUGUGUUUGUUUUUUGGGUUUUUUGGAUGCUCCAGCUUCCUCUAACAGUAUAAAAACACGCAUGUUUGGUUAAGUGGUGAUACUAAAUUGGCCGUAGAUGUGUGUGAGUGUGUUUGGUUGUCUGUCUGUCUUGGCCCUGCAAUGAAUUAGUGAACUGUCCAGGUUACAGUUCCUACCUUUCACUCGAUGUUAGAUCUAGUACUACUUCAUAAUUCUAUCACCACCAGGACUAUUAGACUCCCAAAGUAAUUAGAGGCAAAUGUCAUUUAAAAUCCUCACAUGAGUAGUGUCAGUGUUAUGAUAUAGGUACAAACCUAAUUGAACACUGUCAGCGAUGCUAUUUGUUUGCAAGGAGUUAUUGAUUUGCUCAAUAAUCUUACUUAUGAAGGGAAGAUUUCCAACAGGCGUGUUAUUUACUUAUUCAAGCAUUCAGAUUCCUUUUUUUCUGCAGCAGCUUCGUAACUGUAGGUUUAAGGGAUGCUGGGGAGAUGCCUAAGAGAGGUGAGUGAUUUACAAUAUGCAACAAAUCCACUGCCGAACAGAUAAUAAGCUUGUUGGCAGAAUAUCUAAUGAGUAUGUCGACAGUUUAAGAUGCUGCACUAUUUCUUUGAAAAUAUUGCUAUUACCUGCAGAGAAUUCAGACAUAAAAAAAUGUUGUUUUUGCAAAGAGAACUAGGACCAUAAUCUCUGUUUUGGGUCUAACACUUGAUCUGAUGUUUUCAAUUCUUUGCUGAAAAAAUGUGCAAAUUCACGUAUUUCAGCUGACAGGAAAGCAGGAGUGACUGCAACAGGGAUCUGUUAACCUAUCAACAACGGCAAAUAAGUGCUAAUAAGAUUUCUAUUAUUGAUACCAGAGAGAUGGGACUGCCAAGUUCUGCAGAGCUCAGACCUGUAAAGACGGAGUAGAUGUCACAGUCAAUCUGACGUUCAGUCGUUCUCUGUCUUCAUGGCGCCUUCCUGCAUUCUCUCUACUCAGCUACUGUUGGGGCAUCUCUCCAUGGGGGGUCAGAGAUUAUUUUAACCUUAGCAGGUGCUAUUGCAUGAUGAAGUGUGAUGAGUGUUUUGGGAAUUAAAAUGACUAAAAAGCUG
Messenger RNA from Acanthochromis polyacanthus (spiny chromis), 5453 nucleotides. It is a transcript of the gene alox12, whose product is annotated as arachidonate 12-lipoxygenase. Gene Ontology annotation, molecular function: protein binding; arachidonate 12(S)-lipoxygenase activity; iron ion binding. NCBI's taxonomy places the organism in Eukaryota, Metazoa, Chordata, Actinopteri, Pomacentridae. Gene Ontology annotation, biological process: linoleic acid metabolic process; lipid oxidation. The record is from RefSeq and is a predicted model, not a curated record.